This is a messenger RNA of Canis lupus familiaris (dog), 948 nucleotides long. RefSeq names its product olfactory receptor family 4 subfamily E member 1 (gene OR4E1). The transcript has a single exon. Gene Ontology annotation, biological process: G protein-coupled receptor signaling pathway. Gene Ontology annotation, molecular function: olfactory receptor activity; G protein-coupled receptor activity. The coding region runs from base 1 to 948 and encodes 315 amino acids. Gene Ontology annotation, cellular component: membrane. Lineage: Eukaryota; Metazoa; Chordata; Mammalia; Carnivora; Canidae. The record is from RefSeq and is marked provisional.
AUGGAAGCGGGGGACCUACUCAAUCAAACCACCUUAGUGACACACAUUCGGCUUAGAGGCUUAUCUGUAGAUCAGAGGGUGCAGAUGGCUGUGUUUGCCAUGUUCCUCACUUUCUACGUCCUGACACUGGCUGGGAACAUCCUCAUUGUCAUAACUAUUAUCUACGACCGCCGGCUUCAUACCCCCAUGUAUUUCUUCCUCAGUAACCUGUCUUUUAUCGAUGUGUGCCACUCCACUGUCACUGUCCCCAAGAUGCUGGUAGACACAUGGGCAGAAGAGAAGCUUAUCUCCUUUGACGGCUGCGUCACUCAGAUGUUUUUCCUGCACCUCUUCGCCUGCACCGAGAUCUUUCUGCUCACCGUCAUGGCCUACGACCGGUAUGUGGCCAUUUGCAAGCCCCUGCAGUACCUGACGGUGAUGAGCUGGAGAGUGUGUGUGCUGCUGGCUGUAGCCCUGUGGGUGGGGGGGACAAUCCACUCCAUAUCGCUGACCUCCCUCACCAUCACGCUGCCCUACUGUGGUCCUGAUGAGAUUGACAGCUUCUUCUGCGAUGUGCCUCAGGUGAUCAAACUGGCCUGCACGGAUACCCACAUCAUUGAAAUCCUCAUCGUCUCCAACAGCGGCCUGAUCUCCGUGGUGUGUUUCGUGGUCCUCGUGGUGUCCUACGCGGUCAUCCUGGUGAGCCUGCGGCAGCAGAUCUCCGAAGGCAGGCGCAAGGCCUUAUCCACCUGUGCGGCCCACCUCACCGUCGUCACACUGUUCCUGGGACAUUGCAUCUUCAUCUAUUCCCGCCCAUCCACCAGCCUCCCGGAAGACAAGGUGGUGUCUGUGUUUUUCACGGCCGUUACCCCCCUGCUGAACCCCAUCAUCUAUACUCUUAGGAAUGAAGACAUGAAGAAUGCCUUGAACAAGUUAAUGGGAAGGUUGGAGGGGAAAGGUAAAAAAUGA